CAUCUUUCUGCUUCCCUUCCGGCGCUGCAGUGAUCCUUGUCAAAAAUGGCGGCGGGAGUUGGGUCCCGGGUUUCUGGGCUGCUAGGUCGGUUCCAGCCACAGCUGGCGCGGCCCAUGUCUGGUGGCGCCCACGGCGAGGAGGGCUCAGCUCGCAUGUGGAAGGCCCUCACCUACUUCGUCGCGCUCCCCGGGGUGGGAGUGAGCAUGCUGAACGUCUUCCUGAAGUCGCAACACGGAGAGCAUGAGAGACCCGAGUUCGUCGCCUACCCCCAUCUCCGCAUCAGGUCCAAGCCCUUUCCUUGGGGAGAUGGUAACCAUACUCUUUUCCAUAACACUCAUGUGAAUGCGCUUCCGACCGGCUAUGAAGAUGAAUAAAGAGAACCUGGACCACUACCCAGUGGGGACCACAGCACUGGUUUGGACCACUACUCUGGACACGGACCAGAAGUGUAUGGGACCUUAAGCUGACCUUUCCUGUAUCAAAUGAUGACCAUUAUACUGAUCUUCCAUUCCUUAUGGCAGGAGAUGGCUUAAAUAAAUAACUUUAGAUUGGA
This is a messenger RNA of Hipposideros armiger (great roundleaf bat), 554 nucleotides long. It is a transcript of the gene COX6A1, whose product is annotated as cytochrome c oxidase subunit 6A1. Gene Ontology annotation, molecular function: enzyme regulator activity. NCBI's taxonomy places the organism in Eukaryota, Metazoa, Chordata, Mammalia, Chiroptera, Hipposideridae. Gene Ontology annotation, cellular component: mitochondrial inner membrane; respiratory chain complex IV. Bases 46 to 375 code for a protein of 109 amino acids. Gene Ontology annotation, biological process: mitochondrial electron transport, cytochrome c to oxygen. The record is from RefSeq and is a predicted model, not a curated record. The transcript is spliced from 3 exons.